AUGUACCUAAUGAAGUGUCGUGCCGGGACUCUCUCUUUUCUUCGUCUCAACCUUUUCUCUGCAACAUCGACACAGGGGUUGGAGCUCGAAAAAAGGAUCAAUUACCCAAGCGCUUUUACACUUUGUGUGUGGCUACGGAUACUUUCAUCCCAGCAUAAAUCAUCUGGCUCAUCUGGCUCAUCUGGCUGGGCCAUGUUGGAUUUUUCAACUCAAUUCCGCCUGCAGAAGGCAAACCAAGGUCCGGUUUCCAUCUCUCGUGAGGGUCAAUCAAGGUUAUCAGAGAUAAGCACCCAACACACCACACCUAUUGCCCAAUAUGUCCCACACAUUUGCCCUCCUCCCUUGUCUACCCUAGAUCAAUUCCAUUGCCCAAAAGCAGGGCAGCAUAAGGGAAGCUGA
This is a messenger RNA of Colletotrichum costaricense, 399 nucleotides long. RefSeq lists its product as uncharacterized. NCBI's taxonomy places the organism in Eukaryota, Fungi, Ascomycota, Sordariomycetes, Glomerellales, Glomerellaceae. The transcript has a single exon. The record is from RefSeq and is a predicted model, not a curated record. The coding region runs from base 1 to 399 and encodes 132 amino acids.